AUGAACCUUGGGGUGCACCAUAUCCGAUGCACCACGGGGCCGUUGAGCAGCGAGGUGCCGGUACCCUCCUUCAUCACAGGGAAGAUCCCAGGGAUGGUGUUACCUGAUGGAAGCACCGAUGGCGCUCCCCAGGCGUACGGAGCGAACAUUGACCCAUCCUGCGAAGCGCCCCAGCACACUGGUACGUACCACUCCUCGAUCAUGACAGGCACGAUGUUCUUGAACCUGACCUCCCAUUCCCAAGUCACCGCCUGGUGUAGCAUCCGGACGAUCGCGCACGGCACGAUGUUCUUGAACCUGACCUCCCAUUCCCAAGUCACCGCCUGGUGUAGCAUCCGGACGAUCGCGCGAUCAGCCAGUUGGGAUGGGGGAUCCCGCGGGACUUUGAGCCGGACCCCUGCUCAAUUCAGGCGGGGUAUCAUCGAUGGUGAUGAAUCCAGCAUGCUGGCCGUGGCCAGAAUACGAGCCCCAAGAAGGUUGGCACGGGAAAUAUUGCGUAGAGCGAUGUCGCAGUCUGAGAGUUCACAGAGAGGCCAAGAGGCAAAAGGGGCGAGAAGACGAUCCAGCUCCGCCCACUCAGCUCCGGCGCCGAAGUAG
Punctularia strigosozonata HHB-11173 SS5 is the source of this 597-nucleotide messenger RNA. RefSeq lists its product as uncharacterized. Bases 1 to 597 code for a protein of 198 amino acids. The record is from RefSeq and is a predicted model, not a curated record. The transcript has 10 exons. Lineage: Eukaryota; Fungi; Basidiomycota; Agaricomycetes; Corticiales; Punctulariaceae.